GAGCUAUGUGUGCGAUCACUUGCCUAUCCAAAUGCUGCACGCGCAACACUGGUGGCGAUGACUACGCCUGGCGCUGGCCCAAGGAGCUGGGAUCCGCUGCUGGAGAAGGUAGCGCCCGACAGACGGAGCUUCCCAGGCCCCGAGCUUCUUGGCGAGCACUACGCAGCCGUGCGAACUGCGCUGGGGGGUGGAGUGCUGUUGGGUGUUAGCGCAGCUGCUCUGCUUGCGAGAUCGCUCCAAUGA
Symbiodinium pilosum is the source of this 243-nucleotide messenger RNA. Lineage: Eukaryota; Dinophyceae; Suessiales; Symbiodiniaceae. The record is from the annotation of a GenBank genome assembly.